AGCUGUCGCUCCGAACAAGUUAAAUAUUCCUCGUACGCCUCAUAUUUGAUCAUUUUUUAUCAUGAUUCAUUAGCGUCAGAUCUACUUGGCUGGAAAAAGUGUGUCCUAUUUAUCUCAUGCAGAGGACAAACCGCAGAGUGAGACAGAACUGCUUCAGCUUGUCUUGCAUUGGACCUGCAGACAAACUGCAGAUCAAGGUGUUUCCUGAAGGGUGACUAGAGGAGAAAGUUUGAAUCCUCUUGGGGUCCGCGUCACAAAGCAGGUUUAGAGAAAAGUCUGAGUCUGUUAACCCUGAAAUGAGGUUAACUUGCAAGUUUUCCAUUUCACCAAGGGAAGUAAUUCAACCUGAGAAAUAGGGGUAACUCUAACCUGUUUCACAGAGCAAGGUAGCUUAACCGCUUGGUCAGUUAACAUAGCAACAGACUCAACAGACCUAACCUGGUCUGGAGAAGGCUUUUCUCAAUGAACCUUGAGUUUCUCUCUUGUCGCUGCUUUUUUUCAGCCAUACACAUGAUUUGACUUCCUUAUUCAUUCAGUCAGCAUUUAAAAAAAGGAAAAAAAAAAUCAGUCUUAGGCCCAUGACAUAUUAGAAGUCCAUUCGGCACAGUAGGUGCGAAUUUCUUUCACUAACAUGGCGUGUCCUUUUCUUAACGAUCCCGUGGAUGAAGGUGCGGCAUUACUGCGUAGAGAAUUAAAUAUUGGUAGGGAGGUGACUAUCAGACCACGCAUAGAUGUUCUGGCAUUCCCAGACAGUUAUCUUUUUGAGCGGUACCGUUUCACAUCAGAGUCCAUCAACUACAUACACAACCUCAUCCGCCCUCACAUUCGUAACAUUACCAAACGUAGCCAUGCGCUCACUUCCCAGCAGAUACUGUGCGUUGCACUGCGUUUCUUUGCAAAUGGAAGUUUUUUGUGCAAUAUCGGAGAUGCGGAGCGCUUGAGUAAGUCAACUGCAUGCAGGGCAGUCAGAAAAGUGUGCCUCGCCCUGAAACGGCUGUUACCCACCUUUGUCGUUUUCCCUGGACAUAAACCUGUCAGAACCAUCAAGAAGGCGUUCCACAAGAUCGCAGGAUUUCCCAAUGUGAUUGGUUGCAUAGACGGCACACACGUCCCCAUCACGGCUCCCUCUCGUAAUGAAGCAGAGUACCUGAAUAAGAAGUCCAGUCACAGCAUAAAUGUGCAGAUCAUUUGUGAUGCUGCAUACAUGAUUUCCAAUGUGGAGGCCAAGUCACCUGGGUCUGUUGAUAACUCGAAGAUUUAUCACGAGUGUAGCCUGAGCGACAGAUUGCAACGUGGGGAGUUUGAUGGCCAUCUGCUGGGUGACAGCAGUUACCCAUGCCAACCGACCCUGCUGACCCCUUACCCUGACCCCGAACCAGGCCCCCAACAGAACUUCAACCAAGCUCUCUGCAAGACGAGAGCCCGGGUGAAGAGGACCAUAGGCCUGCUGAAAUCCCGUUUCAAGUGCCUGCGUCACCUCAGGGUGACCCCCGACAGGGCCACUGAUAUUAUUGUGGCGUGCGUUGUCCUUCAUAACAUUGCCACUAUUAGAGGAGAGCAACGACCUGCCCUCCAAAUCGAAGACCCCGAUGAUGACCCCAUUCACCUGCCGGGUUCGCAGGACGGCAGAGCAGCCAGAGACGCGAUAUGCCAGAAUCACUUCGGAGAUGAAACCGCCACCAACACCACCACACCCAAAUAAAGACAACACAGCCUUUCAUUUGGUCUUCUUUAUUUCCUACAAAUACAAGAGCCAGUUUAGUCAAUGUUCCAAUCAUUAACAUUCAUCACCUGUGACCAUGGACCCACCUCUAACUUGUGCUCCAGUAUUUCAAUUUCUAGAUCUGCCCUCCUAAUCUGGCGGUCCAAGAAUUCCAUUUCUUUGUCGGUUUUUUGGAUUUUUUUCAGCAGGAAUACUUUAUAGAUCUCUUUAACUGGUAGCUGGGAACACAUUAGGGGGACAUUUCGUGAUACAGGCGCACAUGAAUUCCACAGAAUGAACCUUUGGUGCUAACUCAACAUCCAUCUCACUGUGUCAAUCUGUGCAGUGGAUUUUUGGGGACCCUCCUGCUGCUGCCCAGCCAUGUCCUGUUAAAAAGGAUGACAUUGUGUUAAUACUUCCUUGUAGGCUAAGUGUCACACUCUGUAUUUUACCAGAAUGUUAAGAAAUGUAAACGGGAAGAGUACUAUCAGUAAAGUAUGAAGAUGUUGCCUCGUUAUGCUUUUCUGGAUCCCACUCUGUGAAGGCAGCAGACACAGUUUCCCCGUGCUCUUCAUUCUAGAUGAGUGAUACGUUUCAAUAUACAGUGCUUAAACUACCAUUUGGCAAAAUCUUUGGAGUGUUGCUUUCCAUACUUAAAAUUAGAAGGUCUUUUGUGGUGUGAGGGAGCUCCACCAGGCAGAGAGCAGCAUCGGAAUCUGUUGGAGGGGGGAAAAAACACAUGAAAGGGAAAAAUAUUUUUAUGAAUAGGCUUAAAGAAGAAAGGCCUGAAAGCCAAGGCAUAAUACAUUUUAGAAAGGCACUUGUGUCUUGGGGUGUGGCCUCAGUGGCUGAGCUCCCUCCAGGGAUUCCCUCGACCUCUGGCCUUUCUAAAUUCUGGCUUGGUACCAGCUCCUCAGGCUCCAUUAGAGGUGGUGUUCCAGGGUCACCAUCCGUUUUACAGCCAUCUGCCUUCUUUCUGUUGACUGAGUAAAAGUCUGUGUUAGUUUUGAUUUAAUUUAUUUGACUGACACAUUACAGAUGUGAAGGUAUUUGUGAAAACGGCAUUAUGUUAGGGAUCAAACCGCCGCAGUCAAACAUCACAGCAUGUAAAACAUGAUCAAAAUGAGGCACCCAUGAGAUUGUGCCGAGGUCUCACCUGUUUGAACAAUGUUUUUAUAUUUCAUCUUAACCUGCUGCCAAGUGCGCUUCUCCCCCACAGGGUAGCACCUAAUUGAAAUGAAAUGAAGCAGUUUUCCACUGUGGUAUUAUUGUCAUUGCAGAGGACUACAUAUAAACUUACUUGUUGAUCCGGGCAGCAAUGCUCUUCCAAGCCGUCUCCCUCUCUUUGGCAGCUGCAGCCUUGUUGCACUUCUUUCUGAAAACAUGUUCAAACUCACUGUAUGACUGCAUUAAGACGUCCAAUUCUUGUGGGGUGAAAAACGCAGCCCGCCUCUUCCCUGUUGCCAUUGUUACUUGCCGACUCAGGGCUCCAUUGAUGUUGUGUUUUUAUAGUUGUGGCACAUCCACUUAACUCUGGGUGAAACUACUCCAAGUUGAUCAAACUAACUGAAAUCAGCUGCUCUGGAACAAUUGAGGGUUUCCUGUCUCAGAGUAGAUCACCUCAGAGUUUGCUCAACCUGCUUUGUGAAGGUGGCCAGUGUUCACUGUGCCUGGAGGACUCAGACUGUGCUCUCACG
Molecule: messenger RNA, 3399 nt
Organism: Salarias fasciatus (jewelled blenny)
Lineage: Eukaryota; Metazoa; Chordata; Actinopteri; Blenniiformes; Blenniidae
Product: putative nuclease HARBI1
Exons: 6
Coding region: 632-1702 (356 amino acids)
Source: RefSeq, a predicted model, not a curated record